AUGCCUGAUCUGGAUAACUGUCAAUUCUCCAACGGUACCCACCAUUACGACUUCUCUGGCUUGUAUAACACAACCCAAUACUCCAGGGCAAGUGGAAGAAACACUUAUUACUUCAACAUCUGUGCCCCAUCACAGUUAUGUCAAAUGAAGGCUGGCAAUUCUGACUCGGUUGUCUGUCAACAAUCGGGAUCAACCUUCUAUAACCUCGGUCUUUCAAAGACUGGUCAAUGGUCUGCUCUAAGUAAUGGUAAAGAGGGUGCCCAAGUCCAUUACAGUGAUGGUGCACCUUGCUCUAGGGCAAUCAGAAACACUGUGAUUCAGCUAGAAUGUGGAACUGGACCUACUACUAUCUUAAGUGUGUCCGAGGUUGAAGCAUGCUCAUAUGAAAUAACAAUGUCAAGCUCUCUCGCAUGUCCUCAAUAA
This is a messenger RNA of Acytostelium subglobosum LB1, 423 nucleotides long. RefSeq lists its product as hypothetical. Lineage: Eukaryota; Evosea; Eumycetozoa; Acytosteliales; Acytosteliaceae. The record is from RefSeq and is a predicted model, not a curated record. The transcript is spliced from 3 exons. Bases 1 to 423 code for a protein of 140 amino acids.